AGCAGACGAGAUUUCGGGAAAACCCUCGCAAAGGAAGGCUGCCGGCUGCAGGGCGCUCACAGCUGAAGGCAUGCUCGCUUCGUUUUCGCAGCUCGCUCACGGGGCAGAUUAACUGGGACUUCGCUCGGGACGUGAAGGCUGGCCACCCGAACCGAGAAAGCAGCUGUCAGUGUGUCGGUCCGAGGGCUGGCGUCCGCCCGCGCGGCCAGGUCUCAAAGCAGCGAUAAGGGAAGAGCUGAGCAGUCCUCUUCUUCCAUGCACCUGCGAUGGCGUCUGCCAUGAAGAGCUUGAUCACCAACCACGGCAGAUAUGUUGAGUCUUUCCGCAUCUUCCUGAAGAACUCAACCGAGCACCAGUGCAUGCAGGAAUUCAUCGAGCAGCAGCUGCCCGGUGUAAUAUCCAGUAUUGGAAAUGGGAAGUCUACAAUCAAUAUUCUAAGUGUCGGUGGUGGUGCAGGUGAGAUUGACCUGCUGAUGCUCUCAAAAGUGCAAGCCAGGUACCCAGGGGUCACCAUCAACAACGAGGUGAUAGAGCCAAGUGCUGAGCAAAUCUUCAGCUACAAAGAGCGUGUAGCGAAGACAUCAAACCUCGAGAACAUAAAGUUUACCUGGCACAAGGAGACAGCUUAUGAAUAUGAAAGUCGAAUGAAUGCAGAAAAAGACUCUAAAAAAUGGGACUUCAUUCAUAUGGUUCAGAUGCUGUACUAUGUGAAAGACAUCCCGGCUACCAUCCGGUAUUUCCACCGGCUCUUGGAGGCACAGGCGAAGCUCCUCAUCAUCCUGGUGUCAGGAGCCAGUGGCUGGGAAACACUGUGGAAGAAGUAUGGGUCUCACUUACCUCUAAACGAUCUUUGCUUUUACAUUACCUCUGCUGACAUCGAAGCGAUCCUCAACUCAGCAGGGCUGAAGCACCAGCUUUACGAGCUCCCGUCCCACAUGGAUAUAACCAGCUGUUUCACGGAGGGGAACACAGAUGGGGAGCUGUUGCUGGAUUUUUUGACAGAAACUUGUGAGUUUUCUAAAACUGCUCCUCCUGAACUGAAACAGCAAAUAAUGGAAGAAUUAAGAAAGCCUGAAUGCAGCGAAGAAAGAGAUGGAAAGGUGCUUUUUAACAACAAUCUGAGUGUAAUAGUGAUAGAGCCAUGAAUUAACUUUAUCUCUUUUCUUCAUCCAAAAGCAAAGUCAGACACAAACUGCUAACAGCUGAAAUAAGUCAGAAAUUUUCUUGCUUUAUGAAUGAUUUAGUUUACUUCAGGAUGGAUGAAUACCUUCUGGAGCCUGUUAAGAAAUCAGUAUUAAUGUCUGUUGUUAUAGGUGAGCUUUUAAUACGUGAUUAAUUCUGUACUAAUCUAUGCAUGCAGAACUUACUAAACAGUGCUUUAUUGUACGGAUAAUCAAGAUAGGUAUAACUUGGACCAUCGACUAAAGCAGUGCAGAAACCAGUCCAUAUACUGUGACUGAUGCAUAAGAAAUAAUAAUGGCCUGCAUGCAAUGUUAUCGUCAUCAGUUAAAAACUCUCCGCAGAGCAAAUAUGCAAUUUACAGUUUCUCAGUGCAGCUUGCAAAACCUGGGGCUCCGAACAGCCAACUGUUUGGAUGGUUGCUCAACUAGAUUUCUUCAACUUGUGGUGAUUUUGAAAUAUCGUACCUCUAGCUACUGUGAAAGUAGCCGCACGUCUUGAGAAAGCGUGGCAGUUGCCUGCGUCUGUCUCUGCAGUUAAUGCCGUUUAACAGCACUGCUUCCCUGGUCCGGUGUUUUCACUUUAUUUUUAUGGCAUUGCAUCUGCAGUGUCCCGGGGCUGCAGAAGGGAGGUGCUCUGAGAUGGUCAUGGUGCAGGAGUGGCACCAGCUGCAUUGGCGAGGUGGACUUUGCUAACAGAUCCUGCUACAAACCAUUAUUAGGAACGAGUUAUUGCUGUUACCCAGGGCUUAUCUUGUAUUUUUAAUUAAACAUGCAAAAUUCUGGUGCCGGCCUCUAAAUAGCCUUGUAGCAAGGGCCACAUACGGCUUGUCAACUUUGUAAUGUGAAAGAUGUUAAAAUAAAUUCAGAAACCAAA
Struthio camelus australis is the source of this 2055-nucleotide messenger RNA. Its product is annotated as histamine N-methyltransferase. NCBI's taxonomy places the organism in Eukaryota, Metazoa, Chordata, Aves, Struthioniformes, Struthionidae. Gene Ontology annotation, molecular function: N-methyltransferase activity. The record is from RefSeq and is a predicted model, not a curated record.